This is a messenger RNA of Trichophyton rubrum CBS 118892, 444 nucleotides long. RefSeq lists its product as uncharacterized. NCBI's taxonomy places the organism in Eukaryota, Fungi, Ascomycota, Eurotiomycetes, Onygenales, Arthrodermataceae. Gene Ontology annotation, biological process: protein folding. The transcript is spliced from 5 exons. Gene Ontology annotation, molecular function: GTP binding; GTPase activity. Gene Ontology annotation, cellular component: microtubule cytoskeleton; cytoplasm. The coding region runs from base 1 to 444 and encodes 147 amino acids. The record is from RefSeq and is a predicted model, not a curated record.
AUGGGGGAAGAUAUCACUACGGUGAGCCCUACGCUGGGUUUUAUAAUCAAGUCCAUCGACUUUGAGGGGUACAAAUUGAAUAUAUGGGAUGUGGGUGGUCAAAGAACACUACGGUCCUACUGGAGGAAUUACUUUGAAAAGACAGAUACGUUGAUAUGGAUUGUUGACGCCACUGACCGAUUCCGACUCGAUGACUGUCGACGCGAGCUUGCCGGGCUUCUUACAGAAGAGCGGCUGAUGGGAGCAAGCCUUCUUGUCUUUCUCAACAAGACGGAUGUCGACGGUUGCAUGACCGAGGAAGAAGUUCGAAAAGGACUUGAGCUCGACGCCAUCAAGACGCACAAGUGGACGAUUAUGCCUUGCAGUGCCGUGACGGGGCUGAACCUGACCAAGGGUCUCUCCUGGGUCGUCCAAGAUGCAAAGGACCGGCUUUUCCUUUACUGA